AUGUCAAUUGAUAGCAUCAAAGAGGAUCUAGUGAGCCAAGGUAUCGCAGGCGCCGAGGUUCAACAGAUGAAGACCAGGAACACCAAUCAGCCGCUACCGCUCUUCCUCGUGAAAACGGGGAUGGCGGAAAAGCUGCAGGGGGUCCAGAAGCUGGCCAUGCUCACGGUCAGCUUCGAGAAGAAAAAAAGAUCGACCGAGCCCAGCCAAUGCUACCGCUGCCAGCGGUACGGACACACGCAGCGAAACUGUCGUCUCGCUGAACGGUGA
Acanthoscelides obtectus is the source of this 267-nucleotide messenger RNA. Lineage: Eukaryota; Metazoa; Arthropoda; Insecta; Coleoptera; Chrysomelidae. The record is from the annotation of a GenBank genome assembly.